AUGAGACAAAGCUGUCCAUUUCAUGUCCACCUACACCGGAACACUCCUGCAUAUGUUGUCCACCUUACAUGCAAUAGCGUUUCUAACGUGGUGAAUCGACCUCUCCGCCCAGCUAAACGCUCCCCACAGAACUGUGACUCUGAUGAACCAAUGAAGAUUGCACGAAUCGAUUUUAAAGGGACGACUGAGAAAAUUUCAUGGGCAAUAAAAAAAUUAUCUCAUCUACAAGCAGGAUAA
Molecule: messenger RNA, 237 nt
Organism: Dicrocoelium dendriticum
Lineage: Eukaryota; Metazoa; Platyhelminthes; Trematoda; Plagiorchiida; Dicrocoeliidae
Source: the annotation of a GenBank genome assembly